This is a messenger RNA of Notechis scutatus (mainland tiger snake), 2130 nucleotides long. The record is from RefSeq and is a predicted model, not a curated record. Lineage: Eukaryota; Metazoa; Chordata; Lepidosauria; Squamata; Elapidae.
AUGGGAUGUAACAUGUGUGUGGUAGAGAAACCCGAAGAACAAUAUCGGGUGAUGCUGCAGGUGAAUGGCCGGGAACUGUCCCGUCUCUCACAGGAGCAGACGCUUGAGGCCCUCCGGUGCUCUAAGGAACCUCUGGUCAUCCAGGUGUUGCGGCGCAGUCCUCGUAGCCGAGGUGGAGGUGGUGAGGGAUCCACCUCUCAAGGAGAAAUCACAACCCUGGUCGAUAGUGGAACCCAGACCGACAUCACCUUUGAACACUUAAUGGAUCUAGGCAGGAUGCGGCCACCAAGCCCUCCGGCUGUGAGGAUGGAACCCUAUGGCCCCUCAAUUGCUCAUGAAUAUUAUGACCCUGUGGAAUUCAUGGAAGGAGCUGCUCCAGAGGCUGAGAGAGCAGAAGACCUAGAAUACGAGGAGGUGGAGCUGUACAAAUCCAGUCACCGGGAUAAGUUGGGCCUGAUGGUUUGUUAUCGAACUGAUGAUGAGGACGAUGUAGGCAUCUACGUUGGAGAGGUCAGUCCCAAUAGCAUUGCAGCCAAGGAUGGACGAAUUCGGGAAGGUGAUCGCAUUGUCCAGAUUAAUGGCAUGGAGGUACAAAACCGAGAGGAGGCUGUAGCAAUCCUUACGCAGGAGGAGCGAACAAACAUUUCUCUGCUGCUGGCUAGGCCUGAGACUGAGCUGUCCAAACGUUGGAAGGACAGUGACCGUGAGGAUUUCUUAGAUGACUUUGGUUCUGACCAUGAAGCUGGAAUAAAACCACAACGGCUGCUUUCUCCCGCAGGCCAGCAGUUAGGGUACGAGGAACCACUGCAAGAAAAACCUUCUGGGGAUGCAGCCACACCUCUGACUAACAGCCAGGAACUGGACAGUGGAGUUGGCCGGACAGAUGAAAGUACCCGCAACGAGGAGAGCUCUGAACAUGACCUGCUAGGAGAUGAAGCGCCUAGCGCUGCCAACACGCCAGGCAGCCUGCGCAAAUUUGGACCUAGCCUCCAGCCUCGGGACUUCCAUUAUAGCAUGGACUCCCUCCUGGCAGGGGAGCUUCCUAGUGCUGUGGGCACAGACCUGAUGCCAGGACUUACCGAUGAAGAGUAUGAACGUUACCGUGAGCUGCUGGAGCUCAAGUGUCAUCUAGAGAAUGGCAAUGAACCAGGGUUAGUGAGCGCUGCCCUGGAUGUCAACCGCAAUGAGGUGGCUCUGCUAGAAGAGGAGCUUCGCCACCUGGAGUUUAAGUGCCGCAACAUCUUGCGAGCACAAAAGAUGCAACAGCUCCGCGAACGUUGCAUGAAGGCCUGGCUGCUUGAGGAGGAAGGGCUGUAUACUUUGGAAGGGGAACCUAAGAAGCACGAACUGUCAGACAUCACUGAACUGCCAGAACGCUCAGAUAAGGACAGCACAAGUGCUUACAACACUGGAGAAAGUUGUCGAAGCACCCCCUUACUGGAAAGCCCCUUGCGUCGCUUGGCUGAGAGCCCCAAUCUCAACCGCACAGCUCCUCCUUCCCCUCCACACCCUAAGUUCCGCCGGGAAGAACGGGUGCGGCGCAGCCCCAAGGCAACUGGGGAAAGCAGCCCUUAUUUGAGUCGACGUCAGCGGGAAGAGCUACCUGCUCCUAUCAGCCCCAUGAGCUUAGCCAGCAUUUGCAAGGACUCGCUUGGGAGCAAAGCAGAACCCCGCAUGGAGUGGAAAGUGAAGGUCCGUAGUGAUGGCACUCGCUACGUGGCCAAGAGACCGGUGAGGGACCGGCUCCUUAAAGCCAGGGCCAUGAAGAUCCGCGAGGAACGCAGCGGCAUGACGACAGAUGAUGAUGCGGUCAGUGAGAUGAAGAUGGGACGUUACUGGAGCAAAGAGGAACGGAAGCAGCACUUGAUUCGAGCUCGUGAGCAACGGAAACGCCGCGAGUUUAUGAUGCAGAGUCGGCUGGAGUGCUUGAGAGAAAGGGAAGGAAGUGAAGCUCGAGGGGUUUCUGGCGAAGUCAACAUCUUGGCACUGAGCCAUCGUAAAACCAUGAAGAAACGGAGCCGACGUAUCUUGGACAACUGGAUUACCAUCCAAGAAAUGUUGGCUCAUGGCACUCGCUCAGCAGAUGGCCGCAGAGUUUACAACCCACUGCUUUCAGUCACUACUGUUUGA